AUGGUUAACAUUAUCAAAAUUUUGAGUCUUGCUUUAGCAUUUUCAGCAACAAAUGCUGAAGAUUAUGCCAUAAUUGGUGUCACUAAUUUCAAAGGGAUCCCCUUGAAUACUGUUGAUAAAUUCAAAAUGAAACAAAUCACAUAUGAUGAAUUAGAAUCCAAUCCUCAUUAUCUUAAAGAAAAAGGUACAGUGUUUGCAAUUACUGAUUCUAAUAAUAUAAUUUUACAUACAUCAAAAUUGAAUACUCCUGAAAGAACGUUUGGUAAUGAAGAUUUUGCUAUAUAUUCUCUGUACAAGAAUAAAGAUUCUUGGAUUGAAUUUUCUCGUGACCAUGUUCAUACAGAGCGUGGUGCAAGCGUUGCUGUUUCUCCAUGUUUCAAUCAAAUGUACGGUAAUGGUGGUACUAUUGGUGGAUCAGUUGGUAUGUAUUUCGGUAAAUCAAUGAGUACAGAUUUUGUGGCAGUCAAUGAACUUUUUAAAUUUGCAUUCAAUUAUGGAUGGAAUCCAAGUGUUAACUCACAAUUUUCAACUUCUGGAUCAUACAAAUGCUUUGUUCCCAAGGGUAGAAUUGGGCAAUUAUUUAUGACACCAACAAUUAAUAAAGUUGAAGGUGCGAAAGUGAGACCAAUUAGAAUAAAGAAAAAGCUUUUUAGAAAAGAUGAAGUUGUGUAUGAUGAAUGGGAAACAAUGGAUGAUUUUGAGUAUCCCGUUAAUUCAGCUCCACCAAUUUAUGACGGAGGUAUUAUUCAUGAAGGUGAAUAUAUACUGAUACCAGCAAGAUUACCAUUACCUAUCAAUAGUAGUUCAUCAACAGAUUCAUUUCCAAAAGUUGGAUCUCCCAAUUCAAUAAAUACUCCAAUUCGAUUAAAUUCUCCAUCAAUUGUAUCAUCACCAGAUUUUGGAUCACAUUUAAGAUCUCAAUAUCCAAAUUCUUCAAACAAAUCUCAAUCUCAUAAUACUAUGUUUUCUAAAUUUACUACUGGAAGAGAAUCAAGUCCUGUAUUUAAUGAUUAUGAUUCAAUAACUUCAACAAGUACUCCACCAAUUACUGCUCAACCUAUACCGACAACUCUGAUUGAAGGUGCUCCAACUUUAGUUCAUAAAUGGACUCAUACUCAUUCAAUUCUUUGUGUUAUACCAGCACCUCAAAAGCAAUUAUUAUUUUGUGGAACUCAAGAUUCAAAAAUUUUAGUUUAUGAUAUGAUUGAAUAUUCUUUAAAAUAUGAAAUAAAUUGUGGACAUCAAGAUCAAGCAGCUUCUGUAUUAACUCUUACUAUAUCUAAUGAUGAAAAAUAUUUAUUUAGUGCUGGUUCAGAUUCAUUAAUUAAAGUAUGGGAUAUAUCUCAUAUAGGUAAUAUUGAUAAAGAAAAUAAUUUAGAUAAUCAAGAAUCUAAUCAUGAUGAUGGAUUAAUUCAUUGUACUCAUAUUAUUUAUUCUUAUGUUGAUAUAGGUGAUAUCUUUUCUAUAACAUGGUGUGAUUCCUUAUCAACUUUAUUUAUUGGAGCACAAAAUGCUUCUAUCUUAUGGUGUCAUUUAUCGUUCGAUGAUAAUACUCAUCAUCAUCCUCAUUCAACUCUUAAAAAUAUUGGUAGAUUACCUCAUUUUAGAUAUGAUAAAUUUUUUGAUUCAAGAGGUCCUGGAGGUUCAAUUAAUACAUUACAAAGUAAACAACAAUUAUUAAGAAAGAAUUCAACUAAUUCUCAAAAUAUCCCCAAUUCUCCAAAAUUAAUUGAAGUUAAAAAUGAAGAUAUAAUUAAAUUUGCUCAUAAUGGAUAUGUUUAUUGUAUGGAUAUUUUAAGAUGUAAAACUGAUGAAUCCAAUAGUGAUUUUAGUUUCCAUUAUCUGGAUACUUAUGAUAAUAUUUUAAUAUCUUGUGGAGGUGAUGGAUUAGUAAAUAUUUGGGGGAUUAAUACAGGAGUAACUCCAUGGACUUUAUCAAUUCAAAAAUUUAAAUCUUUAGAAAAUGAAGAAUCAGUUAUUUCAAUGUCAAUUCAAAAUUCUUAUCUUUAUGUUGGAUUAAGUGAUUCAACUAUUAAUGUUUGGGAUCUUAUGACAUUUCAAUUAAUUAGAUCAUUUCAUUUUGAAAGUAAUGAUUCAUCUUAUGAUGAAGUAUUAAGUUUAUGUAUCUAUAAUGAUUGUAUUUUUAAAGCAUCUAAUUUAGGAGGUUUAGUUAAAUUUAAUUUAAAAUCAUAUCCAGUUAAUAGUGAUCAAAUUUUUGAUGAUGAAAAUGGUAAUAAUAAUCCUAUAAGUUAUGAUAAACAUUCUACUCUUGUAUUAGCAGCUGAAGAAGAUACUUUUAAUAAAUUAUUUGCUCAAGCAAGUCUUCAUGAUCUGGAUAAUAAUCUUGGUUCAGUAUUAGCUGCUAGUAUUUUCACUGAUAAAUCAGGUGCAACCACUUAUUUACUUUCUGGUGGUCAUAAAGCUCUUUGUUUAUGGGAUAUUACUAAUGUUGGAGAUGUUAAAAGAACUAAAGAAGAUGUAUGUGAAGGUAAAGAGAAUCUAAAACCAUCUAAAAAUAAAGGAGAUAUUUAUAGUAAUGAUCAUUUAUUAAAAUCAUUAAAUAGAUAUAUUUCAUUCAGAACAAUUUCUAAAUUCCCUACCCUUUAUUUAGAAGACUCACGUCAAUGUUCUCAAUUUCUUUGUCGAUUAUUAAUUAGUUUGGGAGCCAAUCAAACUAAAUUAUUACCAGUUGAAAAUGGUAAUCCCAUUGUAUACUCAUUGUUUAAGAGGAAUAAUAAGAAUCUCAAUCUCAAUAUCAAUAGUAAUGAUAAUGAUAAUGAUAGUGAUAAUGAUGAUUCAAAACCUACUCGAGUUUUAUGGUAUGCCCAUUAUGAUGUUGUUGAUGCUACUAAUCAUGAAGCUAAUGAUUGGAAAACAGAUCCAUUCACAUUAACCGCUCGUGAUGGGAAUCUUUAUGCUCGAGGAGUUUCUGAUAAUAAAGGUCCUACAUUAGCAUCAAUUUAUGCUGUAGCCGAUUUAUAUAAUAAACAAGAAUUAUCAUGUGAUGUUAUCUUUAUAAUUGAAGGUGAAGAAGAAUGUGGAUCAAUUGGAUUUCAAAAUGUUAUUAAUGCAAAUAGAUCAUUUAUUGGAGAUAUUGAUUGGGUUAUGUUAUCUAAUUCUUAUUGGUUAGAUGAUGAAACUCCAUGUUUAAAUUAUGGAUUAAGAGGAGUAAUUAAUGCUACAGUUAGUAUUAAAUCAGAUAAACCAGAUCGACAUUCUGGAGUUGAUGGAGGAGUUCUGAAAGAACCAACCAUGGAUUUAAUUCAAAUUCUUGGACAAUUAGUUGAUCCUCAAACUAAUGAAAUUAAAUUAAAUGGAUUUUAUGAUGAUGUUUUACCUUUAACUGAUAAAGAAAUCGAAUUUUAUAAAACAAUUGAAGAUGCUGCAAUUACUAGAAAUAUUAAUAAUCAAGAUAUUAAAACAUUAAUUUCUAAAUGGAGAAAUCCAUCAUUAACUAUUCAUAAAAUUCAAGUUUCUGGUCCAAAUAAUAAUACAGUUAUACCCCAAAUUGCAAAGGCAACUAUAUCAAUUAGAAUAGUUCCAAAUCAAGAUUUAGAAAAAGUUAAACAAUCAUUAAUUGAUACUUUAACUAAUGCAUUUAAAAAUAAUCAUUCAGAAAAUCAUCUUGUAGUAAAUAUAUUUCAUGAAGCUGAACCUUGGUUAGGAGAUCCAUCUAAUUUAGUAUAUUCUAAAUUAUGUGAAAAGAUUAAACUUAAUUGGGGUCAAGAACCAAUAUUUAUUAGAGAAGGUGGAUCUAUUCCAUCAAUUAGAUUUCUUGAAAAAUGUUUUAAUGCUCCAGCAGCUCAAAUUCCUUGUGGUCAAGCUUCAGAUAAUGCUCAUUUAAUUAAUGAAAAGUUAAGAAUAAUUAAUUUAUACAAAUUAAAGGCAAUACUUACUGAUACUUUAAGAGAGUUGGGUAAUUAA
This is a messenger RNA of Scheffersomyces amazonensis, 3924 nucleotides long. RefSeq names its product glutamine amidotransferase subunit. NCBI's taxonomy places the organism in Eukaryota, Fungi, Ascomycota, Pichiomycetes, Serinales, Debaryomycetaceae. Gene Ontology annotation, molecular function: protein binding; peptidase activity. Gene Ontology annotation, biological process: glutathione catabolic process; proteolysis. The record is from RefSeq and is a predicted model, not a curated record. The transcript has 2 exons. Bases 1 to 3924 code for a protein of 1307 amino acids.